AUGGUGCUCGAAGAGGACGAUGAGUCCAUCACAACCAUCUCCACAGCUGCCUCCAGCACUGCUGCGGAGCUGGAGUUAGUUGUUUGGCUGCUCGACGGGGAAGAGGCCAUCGCGGUCCAAGCGACAGAAGAAACCAUGGGCGAAAUGGAGGGAUUACAGGGUAUAAUGCAGGCCCAUACCAACACGGAAAUGCAUACAAAAGGUGACGUCGCCCAUGAUCGAUAUCAUUUGAAUGCUGCAGAACUCAAGGAGUUUCAGAAGUUGUUGGAAGAACUUCGUGGUGCAUUCAAUCGGCAGGAGAUGUUCUCCUGGGCGCUUUCCUUCUGCUCCCCCUUGAGCUCUGAAGAAAAGAAAAGUGCGACAAUUCUUCGAUAG
Molecule: messenger RNA, 375 nt
Organism: Seminavis robusta
Lineage: Eukaryota; Bacillariophyta; Bacillariophyceae; Naviculales; Naviculaceae
Source: the annotation of a GenBank genome assembly